GCGGUGCUGCCCGCCCGGCGCUCGCACUGCAGCCCGGCGCUCGGCCCAGCACAGACCCGCCUUCAGCAGCCCGCCCCUUCCCUUCCUCCGCCUGGGUCCUGUCCGUGUGUGUGGAGUCCUAGCCCGCCGACACCAUGGAUGCCAUCAAGAAGAAGAUGCAGAUGCUGAAGCUCGACAAGGAGAACGCCCUGGACAGAGCCGAGCAAGCCGAAGCGGACAAGAAGGCGGCGGAGGACAGGAGCAAGCAGUUUGAGGAGGACAUUGUGCAAUUGGAAAAGCAAUUGCAUGUGACCGAGGAUACGAGGGACCAAGUGCUGGAGGAGCUGCACAAGGCUGAGGAAAGCCUCUUCUCAGCAGAAGAGAAGGCCACCAAGGCUGAGAGCGAUGUAGCUUCUCUGAACAGACGUAUCCAGCUGGUUGAGGAAGAGCUGGAUCGUGCUCAGGAGCGUUUGGCAACUGCUCUGCAGAAGCUGGAGGAGGCUGAGAAGGCAGCAGAUGAGAGUGAAAGAGGAAUGAAGGUCAUUGAGAACAGAGCCCAGAAGGAUGAGGAGAAAAUGGAAAUCCAGGAGAUCCAGCUUAAAGAGGCCAAGCACAUUGCUGAGGAGGCUGACCGCAAGUAUGAAGAGGUGGCUCGUAAGCUGGUGAUCAUUGAGAGCGAUCUGGAGCGUGCUGAGGAACGUGCUGAACUCUCAGAAGGCCAAGUCCGACAGCUGGAAGAACAAUUAAGAAUAAUGGAUCAAACCCUGAAAGCAUUAAUGGCUGCAGAGGAUAAGUACUCACAGAAGGAAGACAAAUAUGAAGAGGAGAUAAAGAUCCUGACUGACAAACUGAAGGAGGCUGAGACCCGUGCUGAAUUUGCUGAGAGGUCAGUAACCAAGCUGGAGAAGAGCAUCGACGACUUAGAAGAUGAGUUAUAUUCUCAGAAACUGAAGUACAAAGCAAUCAGCGAGGAGCUGGACCACGCUCUCAAUGAUAUGACUUCCAUAUAAAUUUCUUUGCUUCACCUCUCCAAAGAUAUCUUCAUCAAGCUGGAUAAACCACCUUUCCAAGCUCUUGGAUGUUUCAUGGGUUCACUGUCCUGUCCUCCAGCUUAUUCUUUGCUUUUAGCAUCCUGACUCAGGACAUUGCUCUCUUUGUGCCUUCUAUUGUACAGAAACUCUACUUCUUUCAAUGUAAAAUAAACAUCCCACUGUGUCAGAUGUAUCCCUUUUGCUAUUCCUUUGCCUUUUAUUUAUUUAAAUUAUCAUUUCAACUAUCAAUCAGAUUAAAAAUCUGCUUUUUUUUGCCAUUAAGGAUUAAUUUUUGAUUUUCUUUUCUUUCUUUUUCUGCUGCUCCUUCCUCCCCCUCCUCACUGACCCCAACAAACAUCUUGCUAGAAUAUCAAACAAUGCAGAAUUUCAAAAUGAAAAAUACCAGUCUGUGGCAUAAGAAUGCUAAUCUUGGCUAUCUUAAAUUGGUCGCUUUUGUAACGCAAACCUCAUUUUCUCUCAAAUUAAAAUUCAGAUGAUAUGACUUUUUCUUAGAGUUUAGUGGUUUUUUAGUCUUCUUGUUAAGCCAAAAUCUGCAAGGACACAGCUCCCACUAGGGUCAUUCGGUCGUGGGAACAUAGCUGAGAGUAUAGUUUGGUCCUUAAGUGCUUGACAGUUGUGUUUUUUCUAGAGAGUCCAAAAUUUCCUACUAGCUUGAAGUCUUGAUAUGGAAGACUUCCUGCAUUAUAUAAGUUUGUUGUUUAACUUCUAGUAAAAGAACUUUUAAAGGGAUAGCGUCAGGUGAAAAAUCCUAUGUUUUCUUUUUCUUUCCAAAAUAAGAUAACUAAAUGUCCUUAUCUGUGUUCAUUAACAAUGUGGGUUAUGGAAUUUUAAAAAUUGAUUUAUCUAUCACCAUAGGUACUGUAAGUUUACUUUUUACAUUCACUGGAUGAAAACAUAUAGUUUCACUUUCAUUCUUAGUUCACAAACUGCUAGCACAAAGCUGCAAGUUCCAGUUGCAGAGACUUCAGGGGAAUGUUUUUAAAUCUGAACCAAAAAAAUGUGUCAUUGUCAUGUAUAAUUAAAUUAUUUCCAUUGAUCUCAGGUUUUGUAAAAUUUUGUCUGACAAAACCUAAAUGAUGGGUUCAGAUUGACCUGACAGUGUUCCUUUUAAAUACAAAACACUAAAUAUUGACGUUUCUUGCUCUCCUACUGUAAUGUACAACUAAGCCUUAAUGCUGCUUCAGAAGGACUUACGUUCAUUGUAACUAUUUUACCUUAAUUUCCUUCGUAAUGGAAAAAGUCCUUUUUUUAAACAGCUUUACAUUAAAGUGAAUAUCAAUUUAAA
Messenger RNA from Gopherus evgoodei (Goodes thornscrub tortoise), 2316 nucleotides. It is a transcript of the gene TPM1, whose product is annotated as tropomyosin 1. Bases 135 to 989 code for a protein of 284 amino acids. NCBI's taxonomy places the organism in Eukaryota, Metazoa, Chordata, Testudines, Testudinidae. The record is from RefSeq and is a predicted model, not a curated record. Gene Ontology annotation, biological process: actin filament organization; cardiac muscle contraction. Gene Ontology annotation, molecular function: actin filament binding. The transcript is spliced from 10 exons. Gene Ontology annotation, cellular component: actin filament.